AUGUCGAAAGCAAAAUACAUUGUUGAAGGAGGAUCCUCAAAUCGACCUCCAUUCUUUGAUGGAUCAGACUAUUAUUUUUGGAAAAACAAAAUGCAGUUGUUCUUAAAAUCUCAAGACACAGGAAUGUGGCGCAUCAUCACAGAUGGAGAUUUCACACCAAGGGUUGAUCAAGAUGACUCGAAUUCUGCUCUAAAAAAGGAAGCAGAUUGGACAGCAGAAGAUAAAGCUAAGGUACUUCUAAACUCUAAAGCUCAAUUAUUCUUAUCAUGUGCUUUAAGCAGGGAAGAAAGUGAAAGGGUAGAUGAAUGCACAACUGCAAAAGAAGUCUGGGAUACAUUGCAAACUCACCAUGAAGGAACAAGCCAUGUCAAAGAAACAAGAAUAGACAUUGGUAUAAGGAAAUUCGAACUGUUUGAAAUGCAAGAAGGAGAAACCAUUGAUGAAAUGUACUCAAGAUUCACCACAAUAGUAAAUGAAAUGCGUUCUCUUGGCAAAGCCUAUACUGUGCAAGAAAGAGUAAGAAAAAUCAUGAGGUGUCUCCCAAUCAUUUGGAGACCAAUGGUGACAGCUAUAAGCCAAGCCAAGAACCUUGAGUCACUGCCUCUGGAAGAACUAAUUGGAACUCUAAGAGCUCAUGAGAUAGUAUUGCAAGAAGACAAACCAGUCAAGAAAGGAAAGGCAAUAGCACUGAAAGUCUCUCAAGAAAAAAUCACAGUUCCAGUUGAAGAGGAAUCAGAAGAGAAUGAACAAGGAGAUGCUGAUGAAAUCGCGCUUCUCACUAGAAGAAUUCAAAGAAUGAUGAGAAGAAGAGAUCAAAUCAAAAAGGGAUUUCAAAACAGAAAUCCUAAAACAGAGAUUGACAAGAGUCAAGUCACAUGCUUUGGAUGCAACAAAUUGGGACAUUACAAGGCAGAAUGUCCAUCAAACAAAAAUCCACCAAAACGAUUUCCCUUCAAAAAGAAAUCAAUGAUGGCAACAUGGGAUGAUUCAGAGGAAUCAGAAACAGAAGAAGAGGAAGAAGAAGCCAACAUAUGCUUGAUGGCAAAAACAGAGGAAGAUGAGGUAAUGAAUUCUGAACCAUGUCAUUUAUGUCAACAAAUGGGAAAUGAAUUUGAUAACUUGCUAAAUGACUCAAAUCUCCUUAUUCAAAAAUGUAGUUCUCUGAAAGAACAGUUUUAUAAAGAGAAAGAAGAGAAGGAAAGAAAUCAAACUGAAAAUAAUUUGUUAAAAAAGAUGAUUCAAGAAUUGAAAGAAACAAGAGUUUUUGAAAGUGAAGAAUGUCAAGAACAUUCUGCGCUACAAACGGAGAACGUUCAACUCAAAAAUGAAAAUGAACUUCUCAAAACUGAUUUACUGAACUUCAUUAAAGCCACUGAAACUUUUCAUAACAUCAUGGGAUCUCAAAUAGGAAUUUUUGAUAAAGCUGGUCUUGGUUUCAAUCAAACUCAAAAAACCAAACUUUAUGAAAACUUCUUUGUUGGUUUUCAAAAUACAAAGAGAAAGCCUUGGUUCUUGGACAGUGGCUGUUCAAGGCACAUGACAGGAGAUAGAAAUUGUUUCAUAACCUUCAGCAAGAAGGAUGGUGGUUCGGUCACAUUUGGAAAUGAUGAUCAAGCUCAAAUUAAGGGAAAUGGAACAAUUGGUAAGACAAACUCUGCUCAAAUAAAUGAUGUCCAAUACGUGGAAGGAUUGAAACACAAUCUAUUAAGCAUAAGUCAGUUAUGCGACAAUGGAUGCGAAGUCACUUUCAAGCCAAAGGUAUGUGAAAUCAAGAAGGCCAAAACUGGAAAAAUUAUGUUCUCUGAACGUUCUUCGACUGCUCCUCCACCAGAAUCUUCUCUGCAUCCACAAUCUUCUCCACAAAAGCAUCCCAAACGAUCUUCCCCUAUAUCCACAUCCUCUAAUUCUGAACCAUCUCCCCCAACUAAGAAACCAAAACAGAAUGCUCCUCCUCUAAUCUCCCUUGCCAAAUCAAAACUCUUCAAUGAAAAAUGGGCUCAACGCCCAGUUGGGAUAGGAAGAAUCUUUGUUUUUGAUAAUCUUGUUGUGGAUGGCAAUGCUGUUCAGCACCAUACGGAUGCUCUUGGAUGGACCUCUUUCUUAAAGAUCUCUGAAUCCUUUUUCCCAGAAGUCGGAGUGGAAAUCAGAUUGACUCCAGACAUUUUGGCCAACAUCCUUCAGCUCCCAACAGAAGGGCCAUCUGUCUUUGGUGACAACUGGUAUUCAGCUUUGGGUCUUGGAAAGACAUAUGUUUUGGCCGAGUUGUUUGAAGAAAACUCCACACGUUAUUUGGCCACUUAUUUGAAGCAUCUCCCCAAAGUUUUCAACAAUAUGUGUCAACAUACUCUACUUCCACACUGUGGAAGUCAUGAGUACGUCUCUGAUAAUGACGCCUUGCUCAUCUAUCAUCUGUUAAACUGCAAAAGAUUGAAUUUACCUCAUUUUAUUCUCCAGCACAUGAUCUGUGCAGCCCAAAAAGAUUACAAAAAGAAUAUUGUGCCUUAUGGCAUGGUCCUGACUAAAAUCUUCAGGCAUUUUGGAGUAUCUCUUGCAUCUGAAAAAUCUUUGAUAAAAAUUUCCAAGUUUUCCACCAAAAAUUUAUCUCAUAUGCGAAACACCGCCUCUGCUCCAACAAAUCCUCUUCCAUCCUGUCCUAUCUCUCUCAAAAGGAAGAGAUCAGCCGGAAGACGACCUUCCAGAAAUUUUGUUUCUCUUUCUUCUCCUUCUACUGAUCCCAAGGAAAUCCCAAACAAAACUCCUACACCAGAACGUUCUCCACCCUCUCCAGAACGAGCUUCCAUCAAUGUUAUGCAUACAUCUAUUUUUAACUAUCUUGCUAUUGGACCUUUACAGAGUACAGGUGUUACCGUUCAAUUGGCAAACAGGAGCAAUGCGCGUCCUACUAGACUUGUGGAGGAUACACAUGUUUUGAACCCACUUAUUGAAUUGAGUCAAUAUUUCAAGAAUCUGUGUUCUGCAACGCUCAUCAAUGAAGAUCUCAUCAAGAUGGAAAAUGGAAUUUCGAUGAUUCUAUUUAAGUUGGAGAAAGUAUUCCCUCAUGGGUUUUUUGAUUCCAUGGAGCAUCACUCGGUGAAUCUUGCAAGUGAAACUAGGCUUGGUGGACCAGUUCAGUAUAGAUGUAGGUAUUCAUUUGAAAGAAAUAUACUAGUUGAAAUUGAUUCCUUGGAAGCUGUUAAGCACAUUGAGGAGGCCGAUAUUGAGCGUGAUACCUGUGGUAACUUGGUGACCGACAUACCCUCCCUCAUGCAAAGAAAUUGGUCCUUAAAUUUGAUCUAUUCUCUCAGGGAAGAUAAUGCUUGUGCAGACAUUUUAGCGAAACUUAGAGCUGAGCAGCAUGAGGUCUAUAUAUUGCUUCCUUGCUUAUGCACCACAACAGCUUCAGCUGCCAUUGAUGGCUGA
Molecule: messenger RNA, 3420 nt
Organism: Cicer arietinum (chickpea)
Lineage: Eukaryota; Viridiplantae; Streptophyta; Magnoliopsida; Fabales; Fabaceae
Source: RefSeq, a predicted model, not a curated record